CCACACGCCCGCGCCACGGACGCAGUUCAAAAUUUACCUAUUUGGUGGAAAAUGCGGGCGUCAGUUUUCUGGUCUGUGCUUUUGUGAGUGCGGUGGAUUAUCUGAUCGGUUGUGUGAAUUUCAAAAAUCAAUCGCAACAAGAUAACGGAGCAAUCAAACGGACGCGAAACCAUUUCGCAAAACCAUAAACCAGCAUCCCUCAGUAUAAAACCGUGACGUGAGCGCAUGCCUGACAGUUUUUUGCCGCCGCUCCGCAGUUACGUCGACUGAAAACAACCCUUAGUAGAACUGAAAUCCGGUCGACGCUCGCCUGAAAAGUCCGCGACCCCAGUGCAUUUUAGUGCGGUGUGCAAGACAACCCCAAGUGGCAUCCUGGAUCGAUAGCGUCCCGUACGGAGCGAUGUCAGCAUCUAGCACGCCGAGGCGGAGGCCUCAAUUCCCGGACAAUCUCACCAACCUGCACCGGUUCAGGAAGACGGCACACGGACACGAUGGAUCCAGCAGGAUCGUGAUGGUCAGGAAGACGGAUCAAAGGACCAUUCUUCGUAAAGGAACGGAACCUAAAUUGGAAACGGUUACUAGGGAGACAAUCGAAACUUUUAAGGGGCAAAGAAGCGAAUACAAAGUGACGACUGAAAAGAAAAACUGCGAUGAAAAAUGCCCCGCCGAAGUAGUACACGCCGUUCUAGACAAAUCUAAAAGAACCCCAGAGAAAAAGAAAGAUCCGAAGAUGAGUUUCACGAUGGAGUGCUUAAAAGUCCACAACGAAUGUCGCCAAAAGCACGGUUGUCCACCCCUGAAACUGAACAAAGACAUUUGCAGGAUAAGUCAAUUAUGGGCUGACGUCCUGAUACGAAGAUCAGUGCCUCAACAAAGCAAUAACACCGACUACGGUGAACAUAUCUUCAGCUGCGAGUCCAAAAAUCUCAACUUCAGCGUCUCCGCCAGAGAGGUGGUCGAAAAAUGGUACAGCGAGAUCAAAGACCACGUCUUCGGCGAAGAACCCGAGGACCUAAAAACCGGCCACUUUUCCCAAGUGAUUUGGAAAAAGACCCGAGAAUUGGGCGUCGGCUUCGCCAAGUCUAAGGGCAGAGUGGUGGUGGUAACCAACUACUACCCACCAGGCAAUUACGUGGGUAACUUUGCGGAAUGCGUGCCACCCCCUUUGCCCUCACCACCAUCAACGCCCGCAAGUCCAGACAACAACAACACCUACGCCAUAGAAAACAAAAUGAAUGCGUUGGCGAUAAAGAACAACGCGAAAAAAGGGGCGGCCGAAAACUUCGAAAUCGACUUUCUGAACAAACAUAACGAAUUCCGACGACUUCACGGCGUGCCUCCCUUGAAACUGGACCGGAAACUUUGCAAAUACAGCGACAGCUGGGCGGAGUAUCUGGCUCAGAAGAACAUCCUCCAACACCGCCCGGAAAGCAACUACGGAGAAAAUCUUUUCAGCGUGCGUCUCAGCAAUCAAAAGUUCGUUAUCAAGGGGGAUGAACCCGUCAUACAUUGGUACAACGAUAUGAAGGACUACCCAUUUGGUAAAGAGCCUAAGAACCUUAAAAAGGGAGGCCACUUCACUCAAGUCGUCUGGAGAACCAGCGAAUUUUUAGGUGUUGGAAUAGCGAAAAACUGUAGCACAAUAUACGUGGUAGCUAACUAUUCGCCGGCAGGCAAUUUUGUUGGUGAUUACAUUAACAACGUGCCUCCCCCCAUUAAAAACACCCUAAAUGGUCAUAAUUCUUCAGAGGAUAGCGUAUCAGAAAAUGGCGUUCCUCUGGACGGAACUGAGGGCAACUUCAAAGAAGACUUUCUGGAAGCCCAUAACGUAUACAGGCGUCUUCAUGGAGCUUGUCCUCUAAUUCUGGACGAAAAUCUUUGCACGCACAGUCAAAACUGGGCAGAAAACUUGGCUCGCACCAACAUGCUGGAAAGCAAUCCAGAUAUGACCUACGGUGAAAACAUUUAUGUUAUUUCGUCCACCGAUCCAGAGUAUACGAUUACGGGAUACAAUCCCGUUGAUAUUUGGUACGAGGAAGAAAAGUUCUAUGAUUUUUGUAGAGAGCCCAUGAACUUUCAUUCAUUGCAUUUUACUCAACUUGUUUGGAAGAACACUAGAAGAUUAGGUGUUGGAGUCGCUAAAAGUAGUGAUGGUACCAUAUACGUGGUGGCCAAUUACGACCCACCAGGUAAUUACCGAGGUGAAUAUCGCGCAAAUGUUGGUGUAGCCAAAAGAAGAUACAUGGCCAAGUCAAAGUCUUCUUUAAACACAUCAAUCGAUCUAGAGCACUUUGGCGCUGAAGCAUUGAAAGUGCACAAUGAGUACCGAAGAAAGCACGGCGUACCGGAUGUUGUUCUGAACCACGAGAUUUGUGCAUACGCCCAGGAAUGGGCCGAAACACUGGCGAAAAAAGCGAGUUUAACCCAUCGCGUUAACAACAAGUAUGGUGAAAACGUAGCUAUGAUGUUCUCCUCCGAUUUCAGUCACACGCCUUCGCCAAGAGAUUUUAUCAAAGAAUGGUACAACGAGGUUAAAUUUUACAACAACUAUUCUAAAGAAGGCAUCAACCAAAAGGCGUUACAUUUUACACAGGUCAUUUGGAAGGGUACCAAGGAGAUUGGAGUUGGGGUGGCGAAGAAUGGUAAAGGUCAGACUUAUUGCGUUACGAAUUACAAUCCUAGGGGAAAUGUAGGGGGUAAAUUUGUUGAGAAUGUACUAAAACCGAAAUCUUGACACAGACUGAAACGUGUGAUAUUAGUGUCUACUUUGUAGAUGAGCUAUUUUAAAACGUAUCCGUUCCAUGAAGUAUGCCAAAGAUAUGAUAAUCCUAAACUUGUUAAUCUGUUAUAUUCCUUAAUAAUAAACGAUUUCAAACUGUU
Messenger RNA from Aethina tumida (small hive beetle), 2880 nucleotides. RefSeq lists its product as uncharacterized. The record is from RefSeq and is a predicted model, not a curated record. Gene Ontology annotation, cellular component: extracellular region. NCBI's taxonomy places the organism in Eukaryota, Metazoa, Arthropoda, Insecta, Coleoptera, Nitidulidae. The coding region runs from base 401 to 2734 and encodes 777 amino acids. The transcript is spliced from 9 exons.